CUGUUCUCGGCCUCGCUUUCACCUGGCUUCUCAAAGGAAGCGAAAAUCCACAGCUCCGGCCUCCCUUUCAAGCAGCUCGACGUUGGCAGUUCGGAACGAUGUGACCAGCAGGCCUCAGCCAGUGUCGCAGACAUCGCAGCCCCAAGCGUGCCGCCACAGAUCCGCCAGAUCCUCUUACCUGGCGUACCGGAAGCACCGGCACCACCUCCUAGGAGACGGCCUCGUUUUGCCCCUCGCUUCGAUGCUCAGGGCCGUAGGCUGCCAGCAGGUCCGCCACCGCCGCGCAGCUGGCUGUCGUUGUCGCGGCAUGCUCCGAGGCUCGAGUCCAACGGCUCUGAUGUUGAGCAAUACCAGUGCCGACUCCUCCCUGGCCUUUACCGGCCGGGAGAGCGAAGUCUGAUGGACAUUGCACUACGGAAUAUGGCCCUUGACUGGGAAUACCAGAGAUCUUACAAUCUCUACCACAUUUUUACACUACCCGAUCGGAUUCGAAUGGCUCUCAUUUCAUACAUCAACACGAUGUUCGAGCCAGGCUUGUCCUUGUUAGACCUGAAGAUUAUUCUUCUACGCCAAGCCCCUGACGACGAUGCCGGUAAAGAAGACACAUCAGAGACACCACCGAGUCCAAGCUCCAUGAAUGAGGGCAUUACACAUCUAGACCUGUCUAUAUCGGUUGAAAGGUCCAUAAAGCUUCGUGAUCUCUCGUCACUUCUAUUUCCCACGCAUUCUGACAACAUCGGCCCGCUCCUGGACUCGUGGGAUGCGCCAGAAUCAACAGCGAUUCCUCGACCUCUUCUCGUAAAUCUCACGCAUCUCUCGCUUGCCACGAGCCCAGAGACCAGCUUUCUCAGCUCCUGGAAACAACUCCUUGCCUUCUCAACACACCUCCCGACCCUGACACAUCUCAGCCUCGCCUAUUGGCCUAUCCCAUCUUUAACACCGAACGCAACAUUCGCCAAGGUGGUAAGUGCACAAGGCCAGACGUUCCAAUAUGGAGGUCGGAACCCUUACAGCCUUACGCUGGACGAUGACUGGUCUGAGGCAAUCUUGGUCCUGCGAAAACUUAGCAAAAGUCUAUACGGUCUGGAAUAUCUGGACCUGACAGGUUGUGCACCGUGGGUGAAGGCGCUCACGGCUCACGCCCAUGGCCCCAACGCUGAGCCAGACCUGAUCGAUUGGGUUCAUGAUUGGGGUAAGAUCGAGACUCUCGUGCUAACCAGUGGCUACUCAUCCCCGGCAAUUGAAGAUGUUGGCAAGGUUGAGAAAUACAGAGAAUUCAUCAACACGGCGCGGACAACGGAGAGGACAAUUAGAGCGAGAAGGGCUGGCAGAGGUCGCCCCAUCAAUGUAGAGACGGAUCGAGACCUGUAUACACACUAG
This is a messenger RNA of Diaporthe amygdali, 1380 nucleotides long. RefSeq lists its product as uncharacterized. NCBI's taxonomy places the organism in Eukaryota, Fungi, Ascomycota, Sordariomycetes, Diaporthales, Diaporthaceae. The transcript has 3 exons. The record is from RefSeq and is a predicted model, not a curated record.